CCAGCUUGCACACAUUGUCAACCAAACCUGUUUCUGGAAAGAAGGGAGGUCAAGAGCAUAGAGAAUAUGUCAGAACUGGAAACAGCCAUGGCAAUGCUCAUUGAUGUCUUUGACCGGUAUGCAGGAUCUGAAGGCAACAAGGAGACUCUGACUAAAGGGGAACUAAAGACCCUGAUAGAAAAAGAGUUCCCAAACUUUGUUAAGACUGGGCAGAAUAAUGAUGCAGUUGAGAAACUGUUCAAGAACCUGGAUGAAAAUGGGGAUUCUCAAGUGGACUUCAAUGAAUUCAUCAUCUUCGUGGCUGCCCUGACUUCUGCCUGUCAUCAGGGCUGUCACAAGAAAGGACCUAAAUGAUUUUAUAUCAGCCAACUACAGAUGACAGAAUCUUACUGAUAGAAAUACUGUGCUAUUUAGAAUUAAAAGGCUUUGUUUGACAAGAA
This is a messenger RNA of Antechinus flavipes (yellow-footed antechinus), 440 nucleotides long. It is a transcript of the gene S100P, whose product is annotated as S100 calcium binding protein P. Gene Ontology annotation, molecular function: calcium ion binding; transition metal ion binding. The transcript is spliced from 2 exons. Lineage: Eukaryota; Metazoa; Chordata; Mammalia; Dasyuromorphia; Dasyuridae. Bases 67 to 354 code for a protein of 95 amino acids. Gene Ontology annotation, biological process: endothelial cell migration. The record is from RefSeq and is a predicted model, not a curated record. Gene Ontology annotation, cellular component: cytoplasm; extracellular exosome.